AUGGGUGAGAUACACAAGACCUGUGUGAGGGUCAACUCCGCGGAGGACGAGUCGAGGGACGAAGUUGAUCAUGACCUACCAAAGAAGAAUCCAUUUAUACGGGACAUAAAUCCUGAUCAAUGUUCGCUAAACGAAUGUUUAUUUCAGGCGACAACGAACCGCAAGUUACGUGAAACGGUGGCACUGGAGCUGAGCUUCGUCAACUCCAACCUGCAGCUACUGAAGGAGCAGUUAGCGGAACUCAACUCUUCCGUUGAACUAUACCAGGGGGACAGCAAAGAAUGCCUUAUGCCUAUGAUCCCGCUGGGUCUAAAGGAGACGAAGGAGGUGGACUUCCGAGAGCCUUUCAAAGACUUCAUCCUGGAGCACUACAGCGAAGACGCGGCAGCUUACGAAGACGCCAUCUCCGACUUUAUGGAUAUGAGACAGGCUAUGAGAACCCCAGUCCGUUCUACAGUGGGCGUAGCACUUUUAUUCAAGUAUUACAACCAGCUGUACUUCAUCGAACGUCGCUUCUUUCCUCCAGACCGUUCUCUGGGGGUCUACUUCGAGUGGUUCGAUUCAUUAACUGGUGUACCAUCGUGUCAGCGGACGGUGGCGUUUGAGAAAGCCUGUGUGUUGUUCAACAUGGCUGGCAUCUACACACAGAUUGGCGCUAAACAGGAACGUACAACAUGCUCCGGUCUAGAUGGCGCGGUGGACGCACUGCUGCGUGCUGCGGGCGCACUUCGCUAUAUACAUGAGAAUUUCACUAACGCGCCUUCGGUGGACCUCGCUGCUGACACUCUGCUAGUACUCGGGACACUAAUGACGGCUCAAGCACGCGAGUGUUUAUUCGAGAAGCUACAACUACAAGCGCGGGAGGCGCGCGGCGAGGCGCUGCCCGCAGACCUCGAUAUGUGCCUAGACUUAGCACAGGAGAGCGCGCAGCUCGCACACGUCUACAAACAACUACACGAUAAAAUGCAAACUGAAGGUGUAUUCAACUACGUGCCAUACUCGUGGGUGUCAUUAGUCCAUGUCAAGACUGAGUUCUAUAAAGCACUGGCUCACCAGUACUGCGGCGUGGCGCUGCUGCAGGCGCCGGGCGCGCGCGCAGACCGCCUCGCGCAGCUGCACGCCCCCGACCGCACGCAGGGAUGCAAUAACGUGUCGGAAGUGGAGCCGACAGCGCUAGGUCGUGCUCACCUCGCGGAGGCACUUGCUCUGUACGAGGAGGCGCUGCGGCUGCAGAGGAUGUGCAGAGAGUUGCGCGGCAAGGAGGCGCUGUCCCGUUGUGUGACUGCGCAACGCGAGCGCGCGGCGCGGGCCCGCGGCGGCAGGGAGGAGCCCGACUUCGCUGACAUCAUCGACGCUCCAGCGAUACUGCCUGCAUCAAAAUUCGAACUAGCAUUAACACCACCCGACUUCGCUCAACACCGAGUAGAAGACCUAUUCAAAUCUCUAGGACCUAUCGCGGUCUUCUCCGCAAAACGACACUGGAGCGCGCCACGACUUAUCCAACUCCAGAAGAACACGGAGAAGAGAAGAGAAGCACGACGGGACAGAAGGAACAAAGAAGACAACCUGAGAAGACGAAGCGACAAACGAGAUCAUUCAGAAGAUAACAGCACAUAUUACAAUCAAAGAGACGAGAAGAUUCUAGACGAAAAAAGAGUGACGAAACAAAAUGGCGUCUACAUAAACAGUUAUAAUAAUAAUAACUACGAUUACCAUCAUAAAGUUAUCGAAUACGAAUACGAUUUCACUGAGAUAGAGAAGGAAUCUAAAUUAAAGAACGGAAGAGAACGGAAAGAGUUAAGAAGAGUGGCGAGUGAGUAUAAUGUGGGAAGUAAUAAAGAUGAAGAAGGUUUUGGCUUCACAGUGAGAGGAGACGCGCCUGUAAUUAUAGCUGCAGUUGAACCUAACUCUUUGGCUGAUGUAAGUUAUUUCAAUUAUAACUUAAUCUCUUAUUCUUAACUUAUAUGCCCUUAAUUGACCUUAACUUUUCAAGUUUACGACAGAAUGUUUCUAAGCUUUGAGUUUGUAUAAUUCUAGUAUUUCAUCAUCGUCUCCCCUGCCUUAUCUUACUCCCG
This is a messenger RNA of Papilio polytes (common Mormon), 2075 nucleotides long. RefSeq names its product rhophilin-2 (gene Rhp). The transcript has 13 exons. Gene Ontology annotation, biological process: negative regulation of stress fiber assembly. The coding region runs from base 1 to 1959 and encodes 652 amino acids. NCBI's taxonomy places the organism in Eukaryota, Metazoa, Arthropoda, Insecta, Lepidoptera, Papilionidae. Gene Ontology annotation, molecular function: protein binding. The record is from RefSeq and is a predicted model, not a curated record.